This is a messenger RNA of Mytilus trossulus (common blue mussel), 3576 nucleotides long. Its product is annotated as toll-like receptor 2. Gene Ontology annotation, cellular component: plasma membrane. Gene Ontology annotation, molecular function: transmembrane signaling receptor activity; protein binding. The record is from RefSeq and is a predicted model, not a curated record. The coding region runs from base 328 to 2880 and encodes 850 amino acids. The transcript has a single exon. Gene Ontology annotation, biological process: toll-like receptor signaling pathway; inflammatory response; immune response. NCBI's taxonomy places the organism in Eukaryota, Metazoa, Mollusca, Bivalvia, Mytilida, Mytilidae.
GUAAUCAUAUAACAUGUAUGCAGUUAUUGGAUUAAUUCACUGAUGCUAUUUUUUUUGCAUAAUAAUGUAAAUUCUAUAACCUGUAUAAAAGACUAUUUUUAUGGUUGUACAUGUACUUCAUAAAUUUUCUUUAAAUAGAGUGCACAAGGUCGUCCACUUAAAAAUAUUGGUGAACAUUUCAGUAAACAAAAUUCAAGUAUAAAUUUAUAAAUAUAGCGGUUACGGUUACAGUUGGAAAUGAUUUUAACUUCCGCGAUGCAUGAAAAAGAAAUUAAACGGAUUUAUUUCUAUAUGGAGCAGAAAUCAUAAUUGGAUAAUUAUAUCUGGAUGAAAAUGAAUCAGAUAAGACGAAUGUUCCUUUUACUUAUCAUGUUAACAAUAUUAAACGAAAACCAUGCAAUGCCUUGUACGUACAGUAGAAAUAGAAAACAUAAGCUGAUUGCACAUUGUGAAAAUCAAGGAUUUACUUCUGUGCCAGGGAAUCUAAGUCGAGAUAUAAGUGAGCUAAUUCUUUCCAAUAACUCGAUACGCAUGCUGCAAAACGAUUCAUUCCUCCAUUAUACGAAAAUGGAAAUCUUGAUUUUGAAUAAGAAUCGUAUAUCUGAAAUCAAGGAGGAUGCCUUUGUUGGACUACAUUUGCUUAAAGUUUUGAAGGUAAAUGAUAAUUUGAUUACCAUUACAACCCUGAAAAAGGGAGUUUUCAGACAUCUUAGUAAUCUAAUGGAUCUAGAUAUAAGUCGCAAUAAGAAGUCAUUAUUUGAAAACACUGCGUUUGUUUACCCUGAUGAUGCAUUUUCUACAUUGAGAUCCUUGCAAAAUCUUUCGAUAGAUUUAUUCAUGUUCCCUGAAUUUGGAGCAGGAUUCAGUUCUCUUAAAAACCUUACUGUUUUGAAAUUUUCUCAAUGUUAUUUGAGAAAUAGUAGUCGUUUUCGGCUAUCUAAUUCAACAUUCGAACACUUUUCGGCAAACCUGAAAGAACUCUAUAUCAGCGGCUGUCGUAAUUUUUUUCUACUGGAAUAUGGACUAUUGGAAUACUUUCCUCACUUAAAGAUUUUAGAUCUUUCCGAAUCAUACGUGCACCUAUAUCAAGCACUGCGUAUUCUACAUCCGUUUCAGAAUAAGAACAUGUCUGUUAUAAACUUUCACCACAUAAGCGAUAAGUCAAUCAAUGAAGAUGAUUUUCCAUACUCUGUUGUAUUAACAGCAGAAUUAAUGACAUAUUUAAGAACUAUCUGCAUUGAAGCAUUAGACCUGUCAAAAACUGGAAUCGUAGAUUACCAGCAUAAUUCUUUGUUAUCGUUCGAGCAUCCAGAAUGUUUCAAAACAUUCAUCAUAUCGGCUAACAGAUUACCUGCAACGACUGCGAAGCAUUCAUUACAACUUUAUUCUUUUUUAAUGAAAGCAAUUAACAUUAAAGUUUAUGAUUUGUCAUACAUGACUAUAGAUUAUGCUGAUCCUGUCUUUAUCAACGUAUACGACACCGAAUCUUUUUAUCAUUUACCAGAAAGUUCGAAUUUUUUUCACAUAUCUCCACGUUGGAACAUAAACUACUCGCUUCCAUCAUCUAUAGAGUUUCUUAGAUUCACUCAUAUACAAAGCACCCCUUCUUCAGCAUCUGUAACUUGCAAAAACACAUCUCUUAAAUAUCUAGAUGUAUCAUAUGGUGUUUACAAACGUUAUCCAAAAUUGUCAGAGGACUGUUUAAAUCAGCUGGAAUAUUUGGACAUUUCAGGAAUUUCAGUAGCAAUCAUCACUUUUCCAUCAAUGCUCUUACCUAAACUCGUUGUGCUAAAAAUGACAAAUGCAAGAAUAGACCAAAUUGUACGUAAAGGUAGAGAAUGGAUGUCUUUUAGAGCCCCUGCGUUGAGAGAAGUAGACAUCUCAUUUAAUUAUAUUUGGACUUUGGAGGAAACAACUUUCUUCGAACAGCCACAUAUAACGCAUUUAAAUAUGUCCAACAAUUUAUUCAGGACCAUUCCUAAUUUUGUAACCAAGCUUCAAAAGUUGAAAUCGUUGGAUCUCUCCAAUAAUUUAAUUACUUCUAUUGACGACAACAUAAGGAUUUGGUUGAAUAAAAUGACCCGUUCACAUCCUAUCUUAUAUUUGGAUAACAAUGCUUUUGUUUGCUCGUGUGAUACUCUGGAUUUUCUUCUGUGGUUUGACAAUACAAACGUAACAUUUUAUAACGGAGAUAACUAUACCUGUACUUUCUCAAAAAACAAGCAAAUCUUAUUAAAGGAGGUAGCAAAGAAUACCAAUAAAUACUUCGCAGACUGCAAAGCAACUUUAUGGCUUCAUGUUGGUAUAAUAUUAGUUGCUAGUGCCUUCGGUAUUUUUGUACCUCUUUCUCUUCUCUAUAACUAUAGAUGGAAUAUUAUUCUCUACAUGUAUAGGAAAGUCCGACGAGUUGUUGAGAAAAAUUUGCAUGAAAAUUAUAUAUAUGACGCAUAUGUUUCUUAUGAAGAAAGAAGCGUAUUGUGGAUACAGAAGUUUCUCCUUCCAAAAAUUGAAGAAGAAUGGGGACUUAAAGUUUGUUUACAUGAUCGAGAUCUACUUCCUGGAGAUAUUACUGCAGAUUCAAAAGCAGAAUCAAUACAGCAGAGUAGACAUAUCGUCUUCAUAAUUACUGAACAUUUUACCGAGGGGAAGUGGGGAAGAUUCGAAAUAGAUAGAGCAAAAUAUGAAAAAUAUACUACAAACCUUAGAAAAAUAAUUGUCAUUUUACAAAAUAUUCAAAUCGAAGAUAUUCCAGACGAAAUUGUGAAUAUUUCAAAUGACGUAUGCUUCAUUGAAAUGGCUUUGGAAGAAAACGAAAUUAGCAACAGUACAGAUGAUCAACGUGAUUGGCUUAAGUUAAAGGCUUUGCUGUAUCUAAAUUAGAAAACAUGAAUGUUUGAAGAAGACAAAUUUUAAAAUCAUAAAUUGUAUAAAAAGAAUUCAAAAAAAUAUAUUUCGGUAAUGAAAAUCACAUUUUGAAAGGACGUCCGACUCAAAAAGACAAAACAACAACGGAGUUACAACUCAUUAAACCGGAUAAGUAAAUUUGAAAAAACACGAAUCCAACAAACACUGGAGGUGAAAUCAAGUGAUUUGAAAGUUUAAGUAGUGUUUGCUAUACGUUGCACUUGGAUGGCGAGUUGUCUCAUUGGUACUCAUACCACAUCUUCUUAUAUAUAUAGGUACAUUAUUUAAAUGUGGUCCUUAAAUAACAUCGUUAUGAAAUUUUGAUUUUAUAGACGGACCGACGUCUACUAUAUUUUGAUAAAGAUUAUGAAAAAGACUAUUAAAUGACUCUUUAUCGUUAUGACAUGUUCUGUAGUUUUCGUAAUAUCUAUGUUUCAAAUGUAUUUUACGGGCUGAAUCGGUUUUGAUUCAUUUUGUUAUCAUAGUUUUGUUUUGUGGCAUAGAGUUAAAGAAUAAAAGUAAGUAAACUGCUGUAAUUCCCCCUCAUAACACAUUUUGACCUAGACACCAUUAUAAGUAUAUUUUUAGAAUUCAAGUGUCUGUGAUUUUGUUAUGGUAAGUAGAGUCUCAUAUGUCAAAUGAAAAGACAAGAAGUAAAUAACACUUAAGAUA